AUGUUUAGUCGUUCACAUUCGCAAACUACAACUCAGCCAGAGAUCUUAAAAGAUGGUAAUGACAAAAUUGGUAAAAAACAGGACCAAUCUCUGCAGAAACCAUCAACAAUGAAGGAACUGGUACAGAUUAGUAUACUAUUUCUAAUUGUCAGGGUCAUCCAAUAUACACUUGUCUUAGUUACACCAUUAUCCUCAUUUGAUAAUUCAACCAAGUUACUACUCAAUGCAUAUGUGUCUAAAGAAGAACAAAAUAAAUUCAUUAAUAGACAUUUACUUAAUAAGUUAUUAUCAUGGGAUUCCGUAUUUUUUGCAAAAGGUAUGAUGUCGAAAACAUCGUUACCUCAAUACGAACAUGAAUUCGCAUUUUCUAUUACCUGGACAACGUUUCUGAAAUAUAUAUAUAGGAAAUUGCAUUUAGCGAAUGAAGUAGGAACAAUCCCAUUUUAUAGUAUCCUGAGGAUGGGUAUCAUCUUAGAAAAUAUUCUCCAUUUCUCUUCAGUAAUUGUGCUCUACCAUCUAACAUAUCUCGUCUUCAGUCCAAAAUUAUCUACUGCUCAUAACAGAUAUGCGACUCAAAUGGCUAAGUGGACCGCUAUAUUACAGGUGUUCACUGGUGCGGGCGGAUUUUUAUUAGGAAUAUAUUCUGAACCAUUAUCAUGUUUAUUAUCAUUUGUAGGGAUGACAGCUAGAGAAUAUUGUACCAAGGACGUUACAUACAAAUACACAUUUAAAAACCCUUUCAAAUCAUUUAUACUUUACACGAUUAUAUCCACAUUAUGUUUCAGUAUUGCUACAUGGAAUAGAUCAAAUUGUAUUCUUCUGGGUAUCUUUUAUGUUUAUGACCUGUUGCAAUUGAUCAAGAUCAAAUCUUAUAGGAGGGCAAUCCAAUUUCCUUUAUUGUCAGGUCUUUUAAUGUUGAUUUCAAUUGUGAUCCAACAAUAUUAUAUCCCAUAUAAGAGGUUCUGUCCUGAAAGAGGUGAAUGGUGCAUGACAUCGUUUUUUCCUAAUAGCUAUUUGUCAUUUAUCACCAGGCAAUCAUUGUAUUCUUACAUUCAAUCCCAUUAUUGGAAUGUCGGAUUUAUGACGUAUUGGACUCCAAACAAUAUUCCAAAUUUUCUGUUUGCGCUUCCAAAUUUGAUUAUCGUCGCAUAUUCAUCCUUUUAUUAUUCGUGGAUUUAUCCUCUAAAUAAGUUGAAACCUUUAAUCGUAAUAUCUAUGGCGUUUUGGAUCUUAAUGUUAUUUAUUGCGAACACUCAAAUUAUAAAUCGUGUAGUAACAUUCAUACCUUUACAUCUAUGGUACAUAUCUGAUCGACUGGUUAAAAACUUUAGUGAUCAUAAAAUAGAAUCUGUGACAAAAGAUGAUGAUCUUUUGGUAAAAUAUUAUAUAUAUUGGCUGGUUAUGUGGUUACCAGUACAAACAAUAUUAUUUGCCAGUUUCUUACCACCUGCAUAA
Molecule: messenger RNA, 1455 nt
Organism: Maudiozyma saulgeensis
Lineage: Eukaryota; Fungi; Ascomycota; Saccharomycetes; Saccharomycetales; Saccharomycetaceae
Source: the annotation of a GenBank genome assembly